GAUCUUGUUUGAAAAGUCUGUUUUCUUAGUUUCGCGCAAGGCUACUCUAUGGCAAUCUUCGCUAGCCGUCCCUACUUCUGAAGAGAUAGACUAGAGAGAAUACAACUAAUGAACACCAACCACUGUUAACACUGUGGGUACUUUUUUUUUUAUCGACGAAUAGUUGGAUUAACUGCGUAAUAAUAAUGUCCCCACUGCUGUAAGGGCGAGCACAUUCGGUGAUGAGAAUCGAACCGUUGACCCAAAGAUUACAAGUCGAGUGUCUUAAUCACCAGGGCAUGCCAGACCUUAUACUUUAUCUAAGACAUAUUUUUAAUCCAAUUUAAGUUAAUUUAACUUAUAAAAUUCAUGUGGUCCUAAACAUUUAUCUUAUUAUGAUGAUCAUUUCAGGUGCACUGCCGAAACUUCAACUACUCCACGCUGGACCGUCACAGAAGUACGAAAGAACGAAAAUUGCAAGUGGCGGCCUCACGCGGAUUGAAAGAAGCAAGAAUUUAUUUCCACCUUUGCGGAAAAAAUGAAGCAAAACAGUAAAAGAGACAUGACUGUGGGAGAAAGUUCACCAAUACCACUGAAGCCGACACUGGCUAGAGCACUGUCUGCUAGAAGUCGUCACCAACGGCCGCUUCAUCAACGAAGAUGUCAGACUGACCAAGUCUUGGGCGCUCUGUGGAAGAUGGCUGAGCCACAGUACAGCGUGUGGAGUUCUGCAACGACGGAAAACGAUUCGGAAGUUGAAGAAGUGGACGCUCUUUUAACGCCUUAUGAUAAAGCACAGAGUGAACAGAAUAGAGAUUCUACACGAAUAAAUGAUUCUAACAGACUACCAAGUACUUCUUCACUGGGUGAUGAGGACAUUUCUUCCGACCCUAAACAAAAAAGCUUCUCUUCAAUCACGGACGCGGUAUUUAGCGGUAAACCUGUCUUAAUUCGGUCCCCAUCUCUCAGAUGGCUUAAACAAGGUAAUAGAGCUCGAAUCGAAAACAGGGCCAACAGGGAGGUGCAUUCUGACAAAACGCAGAGAAUCAUGGGUAAUUCGGAACCUGCUUCAAAACCACCAGAUGGUGACUCAUUUGCCUCUCAUAAAAUAAAAGUUGUUGGAACAGGAAUAGUGCCGUCCACAAAAUCACUAAUCACCAAGCCCUCUCCACUACGAAGAAGAGUAAACGCUUGGAACAUCGCUCCCUCUCUGACCCCUGAGCUGAAAAACGUUUACACCCAAUACAAAGACAGAGAAUUCGUACCCACAGAAAACUCCAGAGAUGUCAAAACAUCCCCUACUGAUGAGUAUGAAGAUGAUUUCGAGGCCAUUUCAUCCGAGAGUGAAAACAACGAUCACCUAAUUAUACCUACAGCAAGUGUCACACGAAACAAACAGUUUAAACGACAACAGCAAGUUUUUAAAGAAAAACGUCGAGUAAAGGAAAGGGAUCGACAGAUGCAGAAACAACACUUGGAGAAAAAACAAGAAGAUGAAAGGGAGAGACAUCGUCAAAAGAGAGAGUCUUCAAAGAAGAGAGAACAAGAUGAAGAUACUUCUAUUCUUAGAAGAACUCGUAUCGAAUUAGAUAAUGAAAACAAAAGUUAUUCAAAUACAGAUAAUUUCUUAUUACUUGAAGCCACUUCUGCCAUUGCCUUGUCACCGAGUUCAAAGUCGACAUCUCGAUUACGAAAGAAAAUUUCUCCAGAAAGAGUGUCAUCUUCUCAGAGCUUGCCAGGCAAGACAAAGAAAAAUAGUCCUGUUACUUCUGCCACCAUUAGUGAGAGAGGAAGUAUUGAAAAUUCUGGUUCUUUUUCCAAUCCAUGUGAUUCCCUUACGAAUGCAUUGAAGACGAUUACCAGCGAGGACUGGUUACAAAAGGUGAAUGCUAUGAAUGAAUUCAACAGAUUAGCUGCUUAUCAGCCCCAACUCUUGCAAGCAGAAUUACAUUCUGUUGUGUUGGUUCUGCUAUCGGAAAUUCGAAAUCUCCGGUCCAGUGUUUCCCGGGCGGCAAUCAACACGUUUGGAAUACUUUUUCAAAAAUGUCCGCGCCACAUGGAGGCAGACUUAGAUCUCAUUACCAAAACGCUCCUCCACAAAUCAGGAGAAAAUGCCGGUUUUAUUCGGGAAGACAUAGGGAAGACAUUGAAGCAUCUGGUGGAUGGAGUGUCACUGCAGAAAGCAGCUUUGGCCAUUGUGGAUGGUGGAGCUAGCCAUAGAAAUGCUGCUGUUCGGGGAACAACUGCAGAAUUCCUGUCAAUGACAGUGGAAAAACUGGGACCAUCGAGAUGUAUGACAGGCUGUAAAGACGUGGCUGAAAAGGUCAUAUCGGCCACUGCCCAGUUUGUAAUGGAUAGGUCACCGUUAGCUAGGUUCUACGGAAGAACAAUCUUUAGUAUGCUGAUGGAACAUCCGGACUUUGAUAGAAUUUUACAGAAGAAUCUAAGCACAAGUACUAUCCGUCACAUCAGAAAUGUAUUGGAUUCCAUAAAAAAGAAGGGUGUUGGCAAAAGGCCUGAAGAAGGUAUCUCGUUCAAAUCAACUAAAUCAGAUUUCUCGAUAAAUCGUUCAGUCAGAGCUAAGAAGCUAACUUAAAUCAUGACAAUGCAUCCUGUUUCUAAUAGGGUUAACCAGAAAAAAUAUAGCCUUUGGAUCUGAUUUUUACUGGAGAAUGGGUUUCUUGUUAUUCUUUGUCUCGCUGUAUUUGUACGAAAAGUGAGUCUAUUAAACUGGAAAGUUAACAUAUGGGAUUGUAGCGACAUCU
This is a messenger RNA of Limulus polyphemus (Atlantic horseshoe crab), 2744 nucleotides long. RefSeq names its product TOG array regulator of axonemal microtubules protein 2-like. Bases 518 to 2575 code for a protein of 685 amino acids. NCBI's taxonomy places the organism in Eukaryota, Metazoa, Arthropoda, Merostomata, Xiphosura, Limulidae. Gene Ontology annotation, molecular function: microtubule binding. The record is from RefSeq and is a predicted model, not a curated record. Gene Ontology annotation, cellular component: cytoplasmic microtubule; cilium. The transcript has 13 exons. Gene Ontology annotation, biological process: microtubule cytoskeleton organization.